This is a messenger RNA of Anolis sagrei ordinatus, 5686 nucleotides long. RefSeq names its product zinc finger protein 384 (gene ZNF384). Gene Ontology annotation, molecular function: DNA-binding transcription repressor activity, RNA polymerase II-specific; RNA polymerase II cis-regulatory region sequence-specific DNA binding. The record is from RefSeq and is a predicted model, not a curated record. Gene Ontology annotation, cellular component: nucleus; nucleoplasm. Lineage: Eukaryota; Metazoa; Chordata; Lepidosauria; Squamata; Anolidae. Gene Ontology annotation, biological process: regulation of transcription by RNA polymerase II.
AGGAGGCGGAGGCGGCUGCCGUUGCCGCCACUCGGGCCAGAGCCGGGGGGCCGGGCGGGGCCGGGUCAUGGGCAGCGGGCGGGAGACCAUGAGCGGCUUCCCUCGGCAAGGAGCGCUUCCGGGGUUAAGUCACCCGGAAGCGGAAGAGAAGGGCUGCUUGCUGUCCGCCUGGCUGUCCGGGGGAGCGGCGGUGGCGGUCGCGGCGGGCGGCGGAAGCGGCGGCGGAAGUGGCGGCGGCGGGGCUUCCGGGGCGGCCCCCUCUCACCUGGACUCCACGUCGGCGCGGCCGCUCUUCCCGGCCUCGGCCCGGGCCGGAAGGAGAGCCAGGGGCCGCGGGAGGGCUAGAAUGGAAGAAUCCCACUUCAAUUCCUCCCCAUACUUCUGGCCAGGAGUGCCCACUGUCUCUGGGCAGAUUGACAACAGUAUGUUCAUUAACAAGAUGAAGGAGCAACUAUUGCCUUCAGAAAAGGGCUGUGGCCUCGCACCUCCCCACUAUCCAACCUUACUGACUGUACCAACUUCUGUGGCCCUUCCUACCAACAUUUCCAUGGAGUCUGAUACCAAGCCAGAACAGCUUACCCCACACAGCCAAGCUUCUGUGACACAGAACAUCACUGUGGUGCCUGUGCAAUCUGCUGGACUCAUGACAACUGGGCCUGGUCUUGUGAUCACUUCUCCCUCUGGGUCUCUGAUGACUACAGCCUCUUCUGUGCAAACCUUUCCCAUCUCAGCACCCAUGAUCGUCUCAGCGCUUCCCCCUGGUUCCCAGGCAGCUCUUCAAGUAGUACCUGACCUUUCCAAGAAGGGAACUAUUGCCCUUUCAGAAGGUGGGAUAGUGACUGGUAUUGGAGGUAUCCCUCCCAAAGCUCCUCGAGGUCGGAAAAAGAAGCGGCUACAGGAAUCUGGCCUGCCAGAAAUAACCGAUCCCUUCGUGUUGCCAAAUGAUGAUGAUGAAGACCAGCACAAGGAUGGCAAGACAUACAGAUGCCGGAUGUGUUCCUUGACAUUUUACUCGAAGUCGGAGAUGCAGAUCCACUCAAAAUCCCACACUGAGGCAAAGCCACACAAGUGCCCUCACUGCUCCAAGAGCUUCGCCAACAGCUCCUAUCUGGCCCAGCACAUACGUAUCCAUUCGGGAGCCAAGCCGUACACCUGCAGCUAUUGCCAGAAGGCCUUCCGCCAGCUCUCCCAUCUACAGCAGCACACACGGAUCCACUCCAAGCUCCACACGGCGAUUGUCAAGCCGCACAAGUGCCCUCACUGCUCCAAGAGCUUCGCCAACACGUCCUACCUGGCCCAGCACCUCCGCAUCCAUUCGGGGGUCAAACCCUACACGUGCCGUUACUGCCAGAAGGCGUUCCGCCAGCUCUCCCACCUCCAGCAGCACACACGGAUCCAUACUGGAGACCGGCCCUACAAAUGUGCACACCCUGGGUGUGAGAAAGCUUUCACACAGCUGUCCAACCUGCAGUCCCACAGACGGCAGCACAAUAAAGACAAACCGUUCAAGUGCCACAAUUGCCACCGUGCAUACACAGAUUCCACCUCAUUGGAGGUUCAUUUGGCUACCCACACGGUGAAGCAUGCCAAGAUCUACAACUGCUCCAUGUGUAAUCGGGCCUACACUUCGGAGACAUACUUAAUGAAACAUAUGCGGAAACACAACAUCCCUGAUCCACAGCAGCAGGUGGCUGUUGUCCAAGCCCAGGUGCAGGCCCAAGUGCAGGCCCAGGUCCAGGCUCAAGUCCAGGCCCAAACGCAGGCAUCGCAGCAGCAGCAACAACAACAGCAACAGCAGCAGCAGCAACAGCAACAGCAACAGCAGCAGCACUUCCAGUCACAGGGUGGUGGGGCAGCAGGGGGUCCAUCGGGCGACAACCCUUCCAACCCCCCGCCUCAGUGUUCCUUUGACCUUACCCCAUACAAGACUUCGGAGCAUCACAAAGACAUCUGUCUCACGGUUAGCACCAGCACCAUCCAAGUGGAGCAUCUUUCCAGCUCCUAGAGACCUUGGCGGAGGGAAGUGGAAAACUUCUUGCACGUAGUCCAUGCCCAAGGGUAUAGCUUGUGUGAUGGCCUCUCCUCAUGCAACCAUUUCUGGCCUCUUCUACAGCUUCCCUUUUAGGGAGGGGAAUGGGGGGGUUGGUUAUAUAUUAACUUGUAGCCAAUUGGCUUCACCAUUAGUGCCUCAAAAUGGCACGACAUCAUGUCCUCAGAUUGGGAAGGAAGAGAACCCCAUUCUUGUGAGAGCAGUCCUUCCCGUUGGCAAACAUGUUUGGCUUAGAAGGGGGAAGCCUCCCCCCCCCCCAUUACCAUCUCAUUUUAGAAGUUGAAAAGAGCACCUUCUGGCACCUGGGAAGCUAGGAGUUGGAAGAGGAUUUGGCCUUGACUGAUUCCUGGUCAGUGAAGGCACCCAGUAGGGGAUAUGUAUAGUGGAAAACAUUUGCUCUUCUCAUCCCUUAAUUCCCAUGUGUGGGGGAGGAAGAAUGAAUUUCUUCAGUCCUAAGCAUGAAAUAUUACACCUCAUGCUGUACCAUAACAUGGGUGGUGUUGCUGUCUAAUCAAAUGCUUUAGAUGGCAGGGGGUGGGAUGGGAUGGGAUGGGGUGGGGUGGGGAAGCACUCUUUUCCCAGCCAACUACAAGAGGAAUUAGCAAGUGGGGGUGGGCUAGGUUGCAGCUGACGCCAUUUUGUGGCUUAAGCAUCAUCAGAAUGAGAAGCCUGCUGCAGGCAUAGAAAUACAAAUCUGAACCAAAAAAGCAGCCAGGGCAAGAGUGCCAAAAUGAACAUGCUUCCCUCCCUCAGAAAGGAGGAGAAGAAGUGGUCCCUGUAUGUCCCCACCCCCAGUGCCGCGGCUGCAACCCACCCCCACCCCCCAAAGGAGACCUUUUUUUGAGGGGCCAGUGGGAAAGGGAACUGUUGAUCUGCUCCUCUCUAUCCAUCAUCCAGAUGCUUCCUUCACUCUCCUUAUUGCCAAGGCAGACUGGAAUGAGGUGGCUGUGGUGGUGACACUUGGAGAGCACGAAUCAGAGGAAUCUUCCAGAGGGUGGACAGUGGAGAAGAGGAGAUGGUGCAAAGCCCGCCCCUGCACGGAGAGACCAAUGAGAAGGGGGGGAACACCCCAAGAACAGACUCAAGACCCCUCCUUGAAUUUAUAUAUAAAUAUAUAUAAAUAUAUAUACAGAUAGAUAGAUAUAUCUAUUCACAUCCCAACCCCAUCCAGCCUGCUCUGUCCUUGCUGUAACUUGUUUCUAUCUGUGUUUAUAAAAAUGCAUUAUCUUUGCGCACUUUUUUUAAAUUUUUCCCUCCUUGAUUUGCCCCCUCCUUCUCCCUCCCACUUGCUCUCUUCAUCUUCAGGUUGUUUCGCCCCUUCUCUCCUGAAUCUUGUGGUUCCCUAUGCCAUCAUUUCAAUGUUCUGAUUAUCACUUCAGUCACCAGGGCAGACGAGAAGCCACAGAAAAAGUAACCAGGGAAAAGAUGCCUAGUACUGUGGGUUAGCAGUUGGAAGGACUGUGGUGUUUUAAAAUACUGGUGCAUAAAAAUAAAUGGGUUGAGAUGUUUUUCUAUGUGAAUGAAGGUCCUGGCAAUUGGUGGCCCUGUGCCCAAGGCAAGAAUGUGAGCAAUGUCCUUUUGCCAUCUAUGAGAGAGCAUUGUGGACACCCCACCCCCUCUUCUAUGCAACACACUCCACUUCCUCGAGUGUAGACACAGCAGCUGUGUGGUGAAGAAAAAACUCAGAAGUGUCCCGAUCAUUCUGCGUACUUGGGAUGGACCAGAGCUGAUGAACAUUUCCUUCCUCUCUCCUCCAUGCUCCCCUCCUCAGACCGCACACAGACCCAGUGGAGAUGAAAGGAUGAAUUGACAUUUCAAGAUCGUGGUUUAGGUGCAGGGACGAUGUUGAACUUGAGUAUGCGUGUGCCUUGUUUCUGUGUCUGGCAUGGGUAUGACUUCUGUGUGUGCAUGUGUCCCUGUGCUUCCUAUGUGCACGCUACUUUGGCAGAAUUCUGUGCUCUUCCCCUUUAGGGUGGGAAUUAUUUGGUCCCAGUUGUACAAUGUCUGUGGUUAUUGUGGCAAGCAUCGUUGGAGCUACAGGGGUUGACGUUGCCCUUUUCUAUGCACAAAGGUUGAGUUGGAGGAGCACUGGAGAACGGUGUACCAGGUUCCUUGGGCUAGCCACAAUCAUGAGAGAUCGCUGAAGUUAUCUAUGCUAACGUCCAUUCGAUGUAUUGGCACAAAGGGUUGCAUUUCCAGCUCCUCCUAUAUCUGUACAAUUAGCAAUAUUUCUUCAUGACCAUCAGAAACAUCAUUGGUGGGGUUUUGGUUAGGUUUUGGGGGUUUUUGCCAGAAUCAUUAGCGAAGGUCUUUCCCUGAUGUAAGACUGUGCACAAAUGAAAAUUGUUUAAAGACUCUGAAGUAUGCUGACGCCUGUGCUAUAUGUAUCCAUGCCCUUUUCCUGGUUGUUACCAUUGCUAUUAUCCCAGGGAAAACGCUGUUCAGAUUUCUGGGAUCACAACAAUGCAGUAGAAAAGUAUGCCUGCCUCAUGGCUUUCUGGUAGUGUCAGAUUUCUGCAAAAUUGUUUUCUGUGCUGCUUGCACUCUUGGGAAGUAAUAAAAAUGUGCACUGUUACUUGGGUUGGACACAAAAGAGGCAGCGAGUUUGAGAAGGCCAGCUUUGAGCCCUUACGGAUCUUAUUAAAACGGAGAGCUUGCUGCUUCUAUUCCCAAGAUGAAAUGUAAACAACUGUCAUCUUAAGCUUGUUCUCGGUGCUCAGGCUGUGAAGAGCCAACUGUCGUGAUUGAGGUUAAAGCACAGCAAGGCUUGUAGCCCUGAAUCUAGGUAUAGGCAAACUUUGGCCCUCCAGGUGUUUUGGACUUCAACUCCCACAAUUCCUAACAGCCUACCGGCUGUUAGGAAUUGUGGGAGUUGAAGUCCAAAACACCUGGAGGGCCAAAGUUUGCCCAUGCACGCCUUAAUCUAAUGAGGGUCGGAAUCCUUAAAUCUAGUGUGGGCCACUGAGGUUGAGAGCUGUGGCCUUGUGCUUCUCAAUGGCUUUUGAGGGAGUUUACAACAUCCUCCUGCUAGCACCUGGAGUGAAAAGGUUGAAGCAAUGUAGACUAUUGAUUAUUGGAUGGGGAAAAAAACUCGCCCAUAUGGGAAGAAUUUUCUCUUUUGUCAGUUCCCCUUUUUUGCCCUUCCUUGCCUUACCUGAUGUUUUGCCGGUCGCCAUCCCUACCUCUUUGCUAUCCAAAUAGGAGGAGAGCUUGGCAAAGAAUAAAUUGUGGGAACUGCUUUAAGAGAAGAUAAGUUUCUUUAUGCUCAGUCAAAAGCCACCUCCACAGAUCAAAUGUUAAAAGGUAGCCAAUAAAAACACACCAAGUUAAGAAAUGCCAAAUGUUUUGAAGGCAAGGUUUGUGCUGUUUUGCAUCAGGGAAGAGGAGAAUACCAGUGGAAUUUGGGUCAGUGAAUGUUCAGGAGACUAUUUCCUGUUUGCUCAUACCUUUUGGAAUUCCCACAUCAGUUCAGGGUGGGUAACUUUCAACUACUCUUCAGAGCCUCUCAUGUUGCAUUUCCCAGAGGGAGAGGGGUGUUUGAAAUUUCCAACCUUAAUAUUGCAUUAGAACUUUUUUGUAUUUAAUUUCAUUACUUUUUAUAAAAAAAAUAAAUUCCAAAAGCCCUCUUAACCUUCA